Pecten maximus is the source of this 3633-nucleotide messenger RNA. Its product is annotated as dihydrolipoyllysine-residue succinyltransferase component of 2-oxoglutarate dehydrogenase complex, mitochondrial-like. Gene Ontology annotation, cellular component: oxoglutarate dehydrogenase complex. The coding region runs from base 13 to 1425 and encodes 470 amino acids. The transcript is spliced from 13 exons. The record is from RefSeq and is a predicted model, not a curated record. Lineage: Eukaryota; Metazoa; Mollusca; Bivalvia; Pectinida; Pectinidae. Gene Ontology annotation, molecular function: dihydrolipoyllysine-residue succinyltransferase activity. Gene Ontology annotation, biological process: tricarboxylic acid cycle.
AUUCGUUUCAAUAUGGCUGCCAUGCUGGUGCAAGGGUCGAAGUGUUUACCAAGAUAUGUGGGUAGAUUGACACUUAUAAGAAACUCGCCAUGGAAAAGAAAGAUCACUAGCCUGGCUAAAGAGAAGAAUCCUCUUUUAAAUGCAUCAAGACAGGCAGCAUCAUUGAAACAGUGUGAAAACUGGGAACUACUGCAAAAUGUUUCGAAGCUUCCACUCGGCUCAGGAAGUAGGCAUAGAUUCCAUCAAUCAACAGUAUUUUGUGACGAAUUUAAGAUAGUCAACACACCAGCAUUUGCAGAGUCUGUUACGGAGGGAGAUGUCCGUUGGGAAAAGGCUGUUGGGGACUAUGUGAAAGAAGAUGAUGUUAUCUGUGAGAUUGAGACAGACAAGACAUCCAUCCCUGUGCCUAGUCCAGCAGCAGGUUUUGUGGAGGAGCUUUUUGUUCCGGAUGGAGAACGGGUAGAGCCUGGUCAACAACUCUUCAAGCUCAAACUUUCUGGCGAUGCACCAGCUGCAGCUGCUGGUGCAGAAAAGGUGGCAGCCGAACCUGCCCCUGCAGCUACAAGUGCACCUGAAGCAGCAUCUGCAACAGGAAGUGGUCCUAUCCCCACUACCCCUCCUCCAGUACAGCCCCUUCCCUCCGCCCCAACGGCAUCUGUCCCUGUGGCUGCCAUCAAACCCACACCAGCCGCUCCCCAAAGCACUGGAGCACCACGCGGAGGAGGAAGGACAGAAACUAGGGUGAAGAUGAACAGAAUGCGCCUGAGGAUCGCAGAACGUCUGAAGGAUGCACAGAAUACAUGUGCUAUGUUAACAACCUUUAAUGAGAUCGACAUGAGCAACAUAAUGGACAUGAGAAGUUGUUACAAAGAUGCCUUCCAGAAAAAGUAUGGCAUGAAACUAGGAUUUAUGUCGGCUUUUGUGAAAGCCUCUGCUUUUGCACUGGAAGAUCAACCUGCUGUGAAUGCAGUUAUAGACGAUAAGGAAAUUGUGUAUAGAGACUACAUAGACAUUUCUGUAGCUGUUUCUACACCAAAGGGUUUGGUGGUGCCGGUGUUACGGAAUGUGUCGAAUAUGAACUAUGCUGAUAUAGAAUUAGAAAUAGCUGCUUUAGGAGAAAAGGCUCGGACUGGUGCUUUAGCAAUAGAAGACAUGGAUGGAGGCACAUUUACCAUCAGUAACGGGGGAGUGUUCGGCUCUCUGUUCGGGACUCCAAUCAUUAAUCCCCCACAAUCAGCUAUCUUAGGCAUGCACCGGAUCGACCAGAAGGCUGUAGUCAUCAAUGGAAAGAUCGAGAUCCGCCCAAUGAUGUAUGUUGCCCUUACUUACGAUCAUCGACUGAUAGAUGGAAGAGAGGCUGUCACAUUCUUACGGAAAAUCAAAUCUGCAAUCGAGGACCCACGCGUACUACUCCUUAACUUAUAGCACUGUAAGAUCGUAUAGAAACUUUUAAAACAUAAGCUGACAUUAUCCAUGAUGGAAAUAUAUGGACAAGUUUUUAUGAGGUGGUUCAGCUACAAAUCAAGUCUUGUCAUAGACCUGAAUGUCUCAGUUUUUCAGUGUCACUUGAGUGUGCAAGACUGAUCACUGUGAAUUGGUACGGGAUAAAUAUUUUUGCGAUUAUUCUCAAAUAAGAGGCAUUUGUGAAUAAGUAAUUUAUUUAGACACAAUUAAGUAUGAAACAUUACAACUAUCCUAGUAAUGUUGUUCCAGUAGUGGGUCUGUUUGUGAAGAAGAUACCAAGAAGUGAAAAUAUGACAAUUCCUAUUGUGGUUAAAUGGAGUUUUGCUCUACACACAGUAAAAUGUUAUAGUUUAACAUAAUUCAUUACCCAAAAGCUUAAACUGGAUAUCAGAAAGUUAUUUUGGUGUUUUAAAGACAAGUUUAAUGUAGAAUUUCUGUUUUUAUCUCGGAUGAUCGGAGACAAAAUUUGAAGUAUUGCAUUUCAGAGAAAUACUAAAAAAAAUAUCAAUAUUUUUAUUCCUAUGUUGAAUUGACUUUACGUCUGUCAGAGUCAUUUUCAGUAUAUAAGAGGGUGAAGUAUGCACAGGGUCUACAUUUUAUGUAGGCAUGUUUGGUGCUAUAACACUAGGUGAAAUCUUAAAUCGAAAUCAGUCUAAUAAAUGUCAUUUUAUUGAUACAAACAUUUAAAGACAACUAUCUCAAAUAAAGAUCUGCAAAUUGUAUUAACUCUGUUUCUGUAGUAAAACUGGCAUAUAUAUAUUGUAUCAUUUCAAAUAGUGUACAUUUUUUUUCUGUUACCCUUAUCAAACUUGCUACAAAGCAUAACAUUAUUAGUUCAUACUAAAGUUUAGUUAGCAAUUGACAAAAAAGAAAAAAAAAAAAAAAAAUGCAGUGGCCAUUUUAUAACAUAGUUGGACAAUCAUAGUUUAAAGAACAGAUUUUUUAAACUUUAAUAAUUUAGUGGUAUCAAUGAAGGAUCCCAAGAUAGUCCUGACCAUGUGUUGUUUUUGCCAGGACAACAAUACUGCACUAUUGUUCUCAAUACCACUUAUACUGUUACUGAGUUUGUAUACUACACUAAUACUAGGGUCUUGUUGGUCAGAUGACUUUUAAGGCCCCAUGGGCCUCUUUUCUGUGUAGCAUUUUUGGUAUGUACUCUAGUAAAGACACAUAAAAACUAUUGCUGUUUUGAAAGUCUUUAUUACACCUUAUGCCCAAAUAAGGGCAUCUGCCAUUUCAAAUUAAAAACCUUCUAAUGAAAAUCUACCCAAAAUCCUAGAUAAUCUAAGAUGUGACCUAUGUAUUCCGAUAUCCUCUGUCAUCUUUUAUUGUACUUUUUUUGUACUUAUGGGCAUUUAUAUAUUUCAAGGCUUAUUUCAGAUUUCCAUGUGUUUUCUCAAGCAGGGAGCUAAAAUUAUUGAAAGAUCUGAAUGAAGAGAAAUGUAAUACAUUGUUCCUCAGAUAAGGAGUGGUUCUACAGCAUUUUAUGGUCAAACGUAUAAUGUUGGUGUCACAAGUUUGUGGAUGAUGACUACAUUAUUAUUCUUAGUAGCCAAAAAGUUACUAAAAACUACAUUGUGCUGAUAUCUAUUGUCAUUGAUUUUGCAUAAUCUUCAAAUAUGAUUUUAUUAAUUCAAAAUUAGCCGUGUUGAAGGAAAAUUGACACGAAAGCACCAUCAUUUAAAGUGAAAAAUCAGUUUUUAUAAUUUUGUUCUGUAAUGGCCUGUUAGUGUAAAAGAUUCUAACUUGAGGAAUACAUGGUGGUAUGUAUCAUGUUUUCUUAGCCAAUCACAAAUUCAGAUUUGAAUCUAGGUGAACAUAGAUAAAUGUAUAUGGAUGUUUGUUGUAGGCUUUCUGUAUUUAACAGAAUGACAAAAUAUAUUUAUUCUUCUUUUGUUCACGUUUUCAUUUGUUGUUUCUACCUCUGUUAUAUAUUGAAUUUUUAUUUUCUGACAAGAUUUCAAAUUCUUUUGAUUGCUGUACCGUGUCAUUGCAAUGAAAUCUCUGAAAAUGUUUGGUACUUAAACCACAGUAUUAAUGGACAGCAGGGCAGGAUAGUGUAGCUGGUAUAGUGCUAUGAUGAUUUGAUGCUGGAUAAUUGGUUACUAUAUGAAAUCCUCCAUUUUGUGGAGAGACACCAACCUACAAUAAAACCGAGCUUUACCCGGA